UUCACUCUGAUGGCUGUGGAAUUAGUGGCUUUAGUUUUUCCUUUUGUGACUUCUCUCAAGCUGUAGACGUCACAUAAGUCCAAAUCCUUCCUCGGGUGGUAUCUGGCAAGAAUGGGGAAUUACUUCACAAUUCUACUUCAUUGAGGAUACCAUUCUGGCAGGACUUUCACAUAGUUUCCCACUCCCUCACAUAGUUGGAGAAGAACUUGAUUUGAAGGUGGUGGUUUUUUUCUCUUCUCUGUCUAUCGCUCUACUUUUUUGAGGCACUGAUUUUUAAAUUAUUUGGUUUUGUAUCUGACAUUAUUUCUUAGGAGGCUACUUUGUUUCCUGCUCAAAUUGUAAUUGGCUGGAAAGUUCCAAGGUCAGCAGUUUAAAGCUGGGUGAGGAGUUUGGGGCUUGUUUCAGCUUGCUGCCACUGAUCUUAGGGACAAAAAAAACCUUUAGAACUUGGAGCCCUGCUUGUCUCAUGCUGGAGAGCACAAUAUCCUGGAGUGAGAAUCCUACCCAAAUGACUUCCAAAAAGCAGAAUUGCAAGAUGCAAUGGAUCAACUAGAACAAAGAGUAAAUGAAUUUUUUAUGAAUGCAAAGAAAAACAAACCUGAAUGGAGAGAAGAGCAAAUGACGUCAAUCAAAAAGGAUUACUAUAAAGCUUUGGAAGAUGCAGAUGAGAAAGUACAAUUGGCAAAUCAGAUUUAUGACUUGGUAGACCGGCACUUGAGAAAGUUGGACCAAGAACUAGCUAAAUUUAAAAUGGAACUUGAGGCAGAUAAUGCUGGGAUUACAGAAAUACUAGAAAGACGUUCUCUGGAACUGGAUACACCAUCACAGCCAGUGAAUAACCAUCAUGCCCAUUCACACACUCCAGUAGAGAAAAGAAAGCAUAAUCCAUCUUCUCACCAUAGUACAACAGAUCAUGUUCCUGAAAAGAAGUUUAAAUCAGAAGCUCUUUUGUCUACUCUCACUUCAGAUGCCUCUAAAGAAAAUACACCAGGGUGUCGAAACAGUAAUUCAUCAUCCUCUUCCAACAAUGCAUACAAUGCAAACUCUUCUCAGCCACUGGCAUCAUAUAACCUGGGCUCAUUAUCUUCAGGAUCUGGAGCUGGUGCUAUUACCAUGGCAGCAGCUCAAGCAGUGCAAGCCACAGCACAGAUGAAGGAAGGAAGAAGAACAUCCAGCUUAAAGGCCAGCUAUGAAGCCUUUAAGAACAAUGACUUUCAACUUGGGAGAGAAUUUUCAUUAUCCAGAGACUCAACUGGAUAUUCAUCAUCAGCUCUGGCAUCUACAUUAACACAAACAUUAAGUUCAUCAACCACAGAUUCACGGAGUGGUCGAAAAAGCAAAAACAACAACAAGUCUUCAAGCCAGCAGUCCUCAUCAUCGUCAUCAUCUUCAUCUCUGUCGUCAUGUUCUUCGUCGUCUGCUUUAGCACAAGAACUAUCUCAGCAAACAGCAGCAAUACCAGAGUCUGAUUCUAACAACCAAGUUGAUUGGACCUAUGAUCCAAAUGAGCCACGUUACUGCAUUUGUAAUCAGGUGUCCUAUGGUGAAAUGGUGGGCUGCGAUAACCAAGAUUGUCCAAUAGAGUGGUUCCAUUAUGGCUGUGUUGGAUUGACAGAGGCACCAAAAGGGAAAUGGUACUGUCCACAGUGUACUGCUGCAAUGAAGAGAAGAGGCAGUAGACAUAAAUAAGUUUCUUCAUUUGGAAAACAAAUGACAUCCUAAAGAUUUUAUAGAGGACUUUAACAAAUCACAUUUUGCAACCACUUAAAGAAGGAUUAAUAUAGCAAUCAUAAGAUCUUGAACUAUUAGUUUUGCUAGUUGUGUUUUAAUAUUGUAAGUAAAUUAUUUAUGCACUACUGAUGUGCUAUAAAUAUUAUUCCUGUUCGCCUUGGAUUCUUCCAGUGGCCAACAUAUGCAGACAUUUGUACUCUCAAACCAUUUUCUCAGAGCAGUGGGCAUUCUACAAUAAUUCAGUCUUCAAAGAAUUCUAACAAGAAAAGAUUUUAAAUGUAUGUUUUAUAUUCAACAGGCAUAUUCUGCUGCAUGUACUGUACUCAAGAGCUGUUAUAUAACAGUAUGUAUAUAAAUGGUGCAAAAAGUCAGUGUAUCUAAAGAAUAUAAGGCAGUUGUUUUUAUAAUGCCUUUAUAGCUUUGUUUCUUUGUGAAACUAAAUUCAGCAGGCUGAAGAAAAUGGUUCUUGUAUAAAGCGGGCUGGUGUCCUCUAGAGUACUUGGGUACAUAAAAACAAACUCCUGUAGAGUAAAAACAAAUUUGUGCCAUUAGUCUUUAUAUGUCUCUGCACCGAAUGGGGUGCAGAUCAUAAGAACAAGGGUGUUAAAGUGAUAAAUUUUUUAUACCAAAUGUGUUUAUUUUUUUGUGCAAGUAAUCCUUUAAAUUGGAAUUGUAUUAGGUGUUAAAAUUUAAAAAAAACAAAACAAGAAACUCAGAUGUUGAUAUUGAUGCUUUGCAUACUUUGUUGGAAAAGAAUAAAACCUCAGAAUUAAUGUCA
Molecule: messenger RNA, 2509 nt
Organism: Mauremys mutica (yellowpond turtle)
Lineage: Eukaryota; Metazoa; Chordata; Testudines; Geoemydidae
Gene: ING3
Product: inhibitor of growth family member 3
Exons: 11
Coding region: 541-1689 (382 amino acids)
Biological process (GO): regulation of DNA-templated transcription
Cellular component (GO): NuA4 histone acetyltransferase complex
Source: RefSeq, a predicted model, not a curated record